GCAGACUGUGGCACGGUGGUAGCGAAGGAGGACGACCCUGGACCGGAUAAAACGCUGUUUUACAAAGGUGUGACUGAACAGAUCAUUUGUCCUGAAGGACACGUGUUGCGGAAGGAGCUACCUCAAGUACCAGAAGGAGUGGAGGUGAAAAACCUUCCUUCGGUAGAGGGUACUUAUGGACUGAAAAUGCCAUCGCUUCAUGGUUCUCGAUGCUGUAGUGUGACUUUUCUCCACUUGUCCAGACUUGUUGACAGAACAGACGUAAAAAGGAGUUUUUUGCAUUACCACUACAAGAUCUAGUCGUUAUUUAUCGAUUCGCCUUGUCCGAGUAAGUACAUCAGGACAUUUCUCCUUCUCCCAUCUCCAUGUAUUACGCCUAGACCAACAUCUGGACCUCCCUCCUCUAAUCUCCAACCCCCGGUUUGUUGAUCACUUGCAAGCAACACAUCGCAAACCCUCCCAAGAGUUGGACGGAAGAAACCGGUUUUCAGACCGAUAAGUGGUGCGAACCGACACAGUGUCCUACAGCGGCGAUUGAGAGGGGCAAGAUGACCGAGACAGGCGUCUUCGGCGGUCGAGCCAUGCCUGAGUGUGAUAUUGGUUACGCUGGUAAGC
Molecule: messenger RNA, 615 nt
Organism: Amoebophrya sp. A25
Lineage: Eukaryota; Dinophyceae; Syndiniales; Amoebophryaceae
Source: the annotation of a GenBank genome assembly